Nicotiana tabacum (common tobacco) is the source of this 934-nucleotide messenger RNA. RefSeq lists its product as uncharacterized. Gene Ontology annotation, biological process: abaxial cell fate specification; regulation of DNA-templated transcription. The record is from RefSeq and is a predicted model, not a curated record. NCBI's taxonomy places the organism in Eukaryota, Viridiplantae, Streptophyta, Magnoliopsida, Solanales, Solanaceae. Gene Ontology annotation, cellular component: nucleus. Gene Ontology annotation, molecular function: transcription cis-regulatory region binding; DNA-binding transcription factor activity.
UCCCCAGCCUACCUACAUCUUCCCAACUCCUCCUUUUUACCAUGAUGAAACAGCCGCUAGAAUUAUCUGAAAGUUCUUCACAAAGUUUUCCUUCUUUAUCCAUUGAAAAUAACUUAAAAGAUCAUAGCAAUAAAUCUGGAGGGGUAAGACCAUAUGUUAGAUCCAAAAUGCCGAGACUUCGGUGGACACGAGAUCUUCAUCGCAGCUUUGUGCAUGCUGUUGAGAGACUUGGUGGAGAAGAUCGAGCAACUCCAAAGAUGGUGCUACAAUUAAUGGAUGUGAAAGGCCUGACCAUAUCUCACGUAAAGAGUCACCUUCAGAUGUACAGAAGCAUGAAGCAUGAACAGAUGAUACAAGCUGAAGCAGAAGCCGCAAAUGGGAGUAAAAGGAAUAGAAUGGAUGGUCCAGAGCAAAUGAAUUAUCAUCACUACUAUUAUGACAAAGCCUUGUUUGAUGCCCAUUCGUCGAGUACAGUAACAUGCAGUAACUAUGCGGACUUUGCCUCUGCGCCUACUAUUUUGCCUCCUCCUUGGAAACAUAUGCAAGAGACCAUGGAAAAUAAGAUGAUGGAAUUGGAAGGAAAGUCUAAUAAUUGCACCAUGUUCAGGGAUUUCUUCAAUGGCUGCAGUGUUCAAGAUACUGGCAACGGGAAUAAAGUGGUAGGAGAAGCUAGCAGUUUGUCAAAUAAGAGUCCAUCUGCAGAAGAGGAAGAUUUCUCCAGUAGCACCAUGUCUUUAGAGCCAUCUACCAGUUUUGAUGUCAAUAAUCUCUCUCUUGACCUCACCCUUGCUUAGAAUCUUUUGGUCUGUUCUAAUCCCUGAAGAGAAAGGGAGAGAGAAAAAAAACUCUUUUAAUCCUUAUUUGACUCUCUUUGAUCACUUUUUUUGUGGACUAAUCCAAGGAAGUAAUUAACCUUUUUGUUUUGUAAGUGGAA